This is a messenger RNA of Achroia grisella, 1878 nucleotides long. It is a transcript of the gene Dyrk2, whose product is annotated as dual specificity tyrosine-phosphorylation-regulated kinase 2. Gene Ontology annotation, cellular component: nucleus. Gene Ontology annotation, biological process: peptidyl-threonine phosphorylation; peptidyl-serine phosphorylation. The transcript has 8 exons. The record is from RefSeq and is a predicted model, not a curated record. Gene Ontology annotation, molecular function: protein serine/threonine/tyrosine kinase activity; ATP binding; protein serine/threonine kinase activity. NCBI's taxonomy places the organism in Eukaryota, Metazoa, Arthropoda, Insecta, Lepidoptera, Pyralidae. The coding region runs from base 1 to 1386 and encodes 461 amino acids.
AUGACAUGUGAUAAUAAUAUAAAUAUUUUAAAGACUAGUAAUAAAGUAUUGACAAAACCUACAGACAUAGCCACAGCUUUCAACAACCAUUUUAUUGACAUAACAAAUGGAUACAAAGAGGAAUAUUAUAAAAUGAACUCUAAACGAACUGUUUCUCUUUCUUUCACAGAAGCUCUGAAACUGUAUGGAGACAGACUAACUGAAUGGGAGAGGAACGAGAUCAGGAAAUACCCUGAGGUGUGGUUUCUGGGACUGGAAGCGAAUAAGGUCCAGGCUAAGUCCAAUCUACCCAACAACUGUGGGUUUGAUGAUGAAAACGGGAGUUACAAUAAACAAAUCCACGACCACAUAGCAUAUCGAUACGAGAUAUUGGAGGUGAUCGGGAAAGGCUCAUUUGGUCAAGUGAUCAGGGCGUUGGACCAUCGCUCUGGCAGUCAGGUGGCGAUAAAGAUCAUCAGGAACAAGAAACGGUUCCACCACCAGGCCCUGGUCGAGGUCCGGGUGCUGGAUCACCUCAGACUGAAGGAUAAAGACCAAUCCCACAACGUGAUACAUAUGCUUGAUUAUUUCUACUUUAGAAACCAUUUAUGCAUCAGUUUUGAGCUUAUGAGUAUCAAUUUAUACGAGCUGAUCAAAAAGAACAACUACCAGGGAUUCAGUUUGAGCCUCAUCAGACGAUUCACCAGUUCGCUGCUUCGCUGCUUGAGGCUGUUAGAGGGAGAAAACAUUAUACACUGCGACUUGAAACCUGAAAACAUCCUGUUGAAGGCGAGAGGCAGUUCCUCCAUAAAGGUGAUAGAUUUCGGCAGCUCAUGUUACACGCACGCGAGGGUGUACACCUACAUACAGUCGCGGUUCUACCGGAGCCCCGAGGUCAUACUCGGGCUGCCGUACGGGACCCCCAUAGAUAUGUGGAGUAUGGGUUGCAUCCUUGCGGAACUCCACACUGGUUAUCCGUUAUUCCCUGGAGAGAAUGAAGCGGAACAGCUCGCUUGCAUCAUGGAGCUGCUGGGUCCACCUCCACCGGAUCUCCUGCUGCAUGCGACAAGAAAGAGACUUUUCUUUGAUUCGAAAGGCUCACCGCGCAGUAUUACAAACUCGAAAGGGCGUAAGCGGCGACCGGCAUCGAAGACUCUAGCGUCUGCCGUUAGAACCGACGACCCGGCAUUCCUGCAUUUCUUACACAGAUGCCUUGAAUGGGAUCCAAAACGGCGAAUUACACCGACGGAAGCUUCUAGACAUGAAUUCGUGACUGGAUGCGCAUUAGGAACGACUUCGGCGGGUGUUCUGGCUCUACCGCGACUUGCGCCACCCAGGCCCACUCGGAGCGCGUUGCUCCACUCCCAGUCAGCUGGUGAUGUGGCCGCCAUGUUGGGUAGAGCGUGACCUCGUGACAGCUGAGUUAGAGUCGGUUCGGGCGGGCUACCGUAGACAAUCAAGUGUUUUUUUUUUCUUUAAUUAGGCAAAAGAAUUAUUGACUGUGAAUUGUAGCAUCAUGUAUGGAAAAGACCACAGAUCUUUAAGCUCUUACUAUACUAACUGUAGAUGUUCAUAGAUGAUAGUAUUUAAAUUUUUAUGACUGAUGAAGACCAAUUCUAGAUUCCAGAAUGUCAUAUAUUGCAUAAUAGCCAUCCAUUGUUUUAAACCGAGCCAUUAUUUCUCAAUAUCAUGCCGAACCAUUAUUAAUCAAGAUAUAAUAGUAGAUACCUAUACAUACAUCUGUUAUGCACUACUUACAGUGGUGCAUUGAGGUGCAUAUGUUGCAAAUUACUUUCUAAAUAGUUACAAAAAUUUGAUCUCAAGUCAUACAAACCAAAUAUUAGUAUUAGUAAAAAAAAAUUGUCAGACAGUCGAAUUCCAUAUUGCUAAAGUACCUAU